UCAACCAUUGAGUAGACCGUUCAGUCAUAGCCUAGAGAGGAUCUUGUAGUGUGAACCUGAACCUUCCGGUGUCCGAGAUGGUGUCUUCAGUUAUCCGGCUGUCUUUAGCCGCUGUACUCCUCGUCACGGUGGUCUCUUCGGCCUCCGUCGAAGUGUCCAAGCGGGCCGUUUCUUCAGAGUCGACCUCCAACAGCUCGGACGACAAGGAGUGUCACCCCGCUAACCCCUGUGGCUGGGCAGUCUACAUCCCCUUUACUCGCACAGUCGAUUACUUCAUGAAGAACACGUGCGUCUGCCCCAAGGGCAAGUCCUGCCUCCGCACGGAUGACGACCUCUCGGUGAGCGCGUACGUCUACCGCUGCCGUGUCGAGGCCAACCCUUCGGAGUCCGACACCGAGCCUCCAGCCGCCACCACGUAACUCUCCUGGACUCCUGGGACUAAAGGCAAUGGACAAGACUGGACCUUCUAGAACUGCCACUUUUUAAUAUUUUUAUCAGCAUGACAUUUUAUAGAUUUUUGGUGACGGGUUUUUUGGACUUGACGUGAAAACAGAAGUUUUCGAGUAGUAAUGACUAGUUGUAAAAUUACAGGCUCUUCAUUUUCUGUGUAAAAUGACAAAUGAGCGCUUAGGUCUUAACGCAGUCCAAGAUCUCUUCACUUGUUCUAAAGUGUGGUGGUUGUUCAGACCACAUGUUCCUCGCUACAAUCGCGACUUACCAUCUCCACUUGUGUCAAACUAACGUUCAAAUUGCCAGAAAAAUCUAAAGCACUUCAAAGUUGCAAUUCUAUCAAGUGUUUUAUAAGUACCAACACAUAUCAUAACAAGUGAAGACAUCCUGGACUUCCUAAGACGUAUUACACAUUUGACACUUUACACUGAAAUCACGAAAACAAAUUCUUCGUAGAACAAAUAUUACAAACUUUGACAAAAAUUUAUCGGUAGCUCACGAAGAUGAGUACCACCUUGUAGACCUGAAUUUGUGAUACUUCGCUUGUAGUUUUAUUCUGAAAUAUUCGAAAGGUGCUACCACAAACACUGAAGUGUCCCCUGUCCAGAGCCUUUACGCCAGAUCUGUUGUGUUAGACUCUGCUAUCUAUGUUCCUGUAUGACGGUCGGGGCUAGUUCCAGAUCUUGUCAAUCUAUAUUUAUUACAGUAGUAGUUAGUUGUUUGUUUUUUUACAAUGUCAUUAUUUUAAGAUACCAUUUAAUGUAGUUCGAUUUUGUACUACUAGCUUCUAGUUUAUGUAGAGCAUUCUAGAUUCGUGGUGUAAAAUUUGGCUGCUCGUAAACUCUGAGAUCGACACGUUUGCUGAACAUCGGUAAACUUUCUAACCGUACAAGUUUAUAGCUACAGUGAACGUGUUGUUUUUUAGUCUUUUCAAAAGGGUAUACGAUAGUUUGUAGAUAGUAAAGGAGUCAAAUUUUACACCAAAAUUUUGUUUACAAGUUAUAGUUACUGCUUCCAGUAUUGUUAGACUAUUGUACUUAACUCUCUUAAUCAGUUGGAAAGAGCGGAUAUGCUGCAGACGUAAACACAAUUCAGAUGUAAAAUACAUCAGAUACAUCAGCACGAGUCUGCUUAGUGUUGUGAUAAACAUUAUGUCUAACCGUACUGAACAUUGUAAUGAUGUACUACAACCUAAGCAUUAAUCAUUACAACUACAGUUAAAUUAUACAGGAUAAGUUGUGAAAUUAAUUUUUAACCCAGGUAGCCGGCAUCCAAAUCAGCUUUUCUUAUUUAUGUGCGUUUGUACUCAGUUCACGUAGUCGUGUAACAUACCAUUUAAGAUUUGUAUUUAUUGUGUCUAUUCUGCUCAUAGCGUACACGGUUCUCCAUUCCCCGACUCAAGCUGAUGAUUUUUGUAUGUAGACGAAUCAUGUUGUAUACACCCUAUCAUUGUAUUGAUAUAUGAGGAUAAUAUGAGAACACACAAUGUAAUAAAGACUAUUAUCGAGUAAAACCCUACCUUAAAGUAUUGUAUUUUUAUAGCCGUUCCUAAGAUAGUGAUAGUCAGAUUUGCAGUAUUGUUGAGCUACUUUUGUAAUUUUCUACUCUCAUCAAUACUAUGUGCCAUUUCACGACAUCUUAGGCUAAUACAAUAUAUUUUCGUACCAAA
Molecule: messenger RNA, 2119 nt
Organism: Homalodisca vitripennis (glassy-winged sharpshooter)
Lineage: Eukaryota; Metazoa; Arthropoda; Insecta; Hemiptera; Cicadellidae
Exons: 3
Coding region: 78-419 (113 amino acids)
Source: RefSeq, a predicted model, not a curated record